Molecule: messenger RNA, 626 nt
Organism: Bursaphelenchus xylophilus (pine wood nematode)
Lineage: Eukaryota; Metazoa; Nematoda; Chromadorea; Rhabditida; Aphelenchoididae
Source: the annotation of a GenBank genome assembly
AUGACUAAAUUAAUAGUUUUGGUGGUUUUGUCUGUUCUGCUUUGUGGAUAUGAGGGUGUCCUCCAUGGAAUUGAAUAGUAAGUUUGAAAUAAAACUUGGCUCUGAAAAGAUUAGGAAAUAACUUGUAAUUAGAACCAUUAGUAUUCAAGGUUUUUAUUGAGAUGUUACGUAAAGUAAGGAGGAACGGAUAGACGAAAAAAUUUUGGUUAUACAUACUUUGAAAGUUAUGGCCAGCCGAGUUUUUUCUCUGUCCAUCUAUGCAAACUUAGGUGAUCUUUCGUGUGUGUAAUACCUCAGCUAUGACUAUUUAGAAACUGGGAACUAAAAUUUUCUGGGCUUGAUAUGCGACCUAUAAGGAAGAGCUCUUCAAAUUUUCAACAAAAUCGAAGCGCCUCUAGAUAUCCCGCUCGAGAUAUCGGUUUCCCCUAAAAUUCAUUUUUUAAAAUAAAUUUGACCAUAUUUCCUUCAGCAUGACUGUUCCUCACUUUAUCGAGCUUCUUCAACACGCUGAAUAUCUUGACCGGCCACUUGGGCUGCCCGAAACAGAGCAUUCUCAAGUCAAUCCGGCGAUAAGAGUGGAUCCAAAUUCUCGACAAGUCCUCACCGAGCUUCAUACUCUACAUUGA